This is a messenger RNA of Rosa chinensis, 2208 nucleotides long. RefSeq lists its product as uncharacterized. Lineage: Eukaryota; Viridiplantae; Streptophyta; Magnoliopsida; Rosales; Rosaceae. The transcript has a single exon. The record is from RefSeq and is a predicted model, not a curated record. Bases 47 to 2062 code for a protein of 671 amino acids.
AACCCCCUCUCUCUGAACCCCAAAACCCUAAACCCCAAAAUUUCCAAUGGCUCUUCUUCUCGGUCCUCCAUCCCUCAGGCAAUCCCCAACCCCGGCGGCCCAACAACCACAGGCCCAAGCCCCCUCCGGCGACCCAUUCAUCGACCUCAUGGUCGCCGAUUACAACAACCUGGCCCAGCCUCCGAUCACCAGGCCUCAAAUGGGCUUCACCGAGAACGGCUCAGCCACAUUCGUCACCACCGGCGAUCCUUGCCUCGAUCUCUUCUUCCACGUCGUCCCCAACACUCCGGCGUCGUAUCUGAACCAGCAGCUCCCUCUGGCCUGGGCCCACAACGCCCUCACCACCCUCAAGCUCAUCUGCAACCUCCGCGGCGUACGUGGCACCGGCAAGUCUGACAAAGAAGGAUUCUACACGGCGGCGUUUUGGCUCCACAAGAACCACCCCAAAACCCUAGCCUGCAACGUCGCCUCCCUCGCCGAGUUCGGGUAUUUCAAGGACCUGCCGGAGAUUCUGUACCGCCUUCUAGAAGGUGAGGAUGUGAGGAAGAAGCUGAAGUCCGAGUGGCUGCAGAGGAAGUCCGGCAGGGGUAGGGUUCUGACGGCGGCGGUUCCAUUCUCCAGAGGAGGUCGCGGCGGCGGCGGUGCUAAAAAGAGAACCAAGAGCGGUGGCCGGAGAGGAAACAACAGCCGUGUGGCUAGGGAGGUGAGGGUGCUGAACUCAAUGGAGAGGGCAAAAUCGGAAAAGGAAAAGGCCUCUGCUUUGCGGAAGGAGAAGUUCGCAGCCAUGGCCAAGAAGGCUGUUGAGAGGUACCAGCGUGACCCGGACUACAGAUUCUUGCACGAACGGGUUUCGGAUCUUUUCGCAGAGUGCUUGAAAUCGGAUAUGGAGAAUUUGAAGUCCAAUCAGUACAAGAAGAUUAGCCUUGCGGCGAAAUGGUGUCCUUCUCUGGACUCGUCUUUUGAUCGAGCCACUCUGCUCUGUGAGAGCAUUGCCAGGAAGGUUUUCGCAAGAGAAUCGCAUCCGGAAUAUGAAGGAAUUGAGGAUGCACAUUAUGCUUAUAGAGUCCGAGACCGGCUGAGGAAGGAUGUGUUGGUGCCAUUGAGGAUAGUGUUGGAGUUGCCGGAGGUUUAUAUGGGUGCCAAUCUGUGGGGUGCCAUUCCUUACAACAGAGUGGCCUCUGUGGCGAUGAAGCUUUACAAGGAGAAGUUCUUGAAGCAUGAUGAGGAGAGGUUUAAGAAGUAUUUGGAGGAUGUCAAGGCCGGGAAGUCUACUAUUGCGGCCGGUGCUCUGCUUCCGCAUGAGAUCAUAGCCUCUCUGAAUGAUGGGGAUGGAGGGCAGGUGGCCGAGCUUCAGUGGAAGAGAGUGGUGGAUGACUUGUUGAAGGAGGGCACGAUGAAGAACUGCUUGGCUGUGUGUGAUGUGUCCGGAAGCAUGGAUGGGACUCCUAUGGAUGUGUGUGUUGCUUUGGGAAUGUUGGUGGCUGAGUUGAAUGAGGAGCCAUGGAAAGGGAAGGUGAUCACAUUCAGUGCCAAUCCUCAGCUUCACUUGAUACAAGGCAAUGAUCUAAGGUCCAAGUCUGAGUUUGUGAAGCGAAUGGACUGGGGAGGCAACACUGAUUUUCAGAAGGUGUUUGAUUUGAUCCUCCAAGUGGCUGUGAAGGGGAAUCUGAAGCCGGAGCAAAUGAUUAAGAGGGUGUUUGUUUUCAGUGACAUGGAAUUUGAUCAGGCUUCGGGUUAUGGUUAUGGUUAUGGAGGAUAUGGAUAUGGGCGGUUCGGAAGUAAUGAUGUUCCAAGGGGAUGGGAGACUGAUUAUGAGGUGAUUCAGAGGAAGUACAGGGAGAAAGGGUAUGGUGAUGCGGUGCCACAGAUAGUGUUUUGGAAUCUGAGGGACUCGAAGGCUACUCCCGUGCCUGGGACUCAACCAGGAGUGGCGCUACUGAGUGGCUUCUCCAAGAAUUUGCUCAAGCUCUUCUUGGAUAAUGAUGGGGAGAUUCGCCCUGACACAACCAUGGAAGCAGCAAUCUCGGGUCCAGAGUAUCAGAAGCUGGUUGUGCUGGAUUGAUUAGUUGGAACAUCACCAUCUUUUAGGUCCAUGUGUAAAAAAAAACCCAAAAAAAUAGUAGUAGUAGUAGUUUCUUUUUUUUGGAUAGAUAGUAGUUAGUAGUUUUUUUUUUUUUUGUUGGAUAGAUAGUGGUAGUAGUAGUUUCA